Molecule: messenger RNA, 1773 nt
Organism: Ahaetulla prasina
Lineage: Eukaryota; Metazoa; Chordata; Lepidosauria; Squamata; Colubridae
Gene: PMPCB
Product: peptidase, mitochondrial processing subunit beta
Exons: 13
Coding region: 51-1520 (489 amino acids)
Cellular component (GO): mitochondrion
Molecular function (GO): metal ion binding; metalloendopeptidase activity
Source: RefSeq, a predicted model, not a curated record
UUUCCUUUCCGGAAGUGCUCAUCAGCCGAUUCCUUCGCUUGCGAACUAAGAUGGCGGCGGCCGUGUCUGCCGCUUGCCGAGCGGGCCGGCAGCUUUUCUGGGUUCGGCCGGGACAGCUCACCACGCGGUGCUCAACCCUCGGACAGCGGGCCCUUCAUCUUGGGAGAAACCGAUAUAGGGCUACCAAAGUAGCACCCCAAAUUGUUGUGAAUGUCCCCGAAACAAAAGUCUCGAUUCUGGACAAUGGCCUGAGGGUAGCUUCGGAAGAUUCUGGACUGACAACAUGUACAGUGGGACUUUGGAUUGAUGCUGGAAGCCGAUAUGAGAACGAGAAAAACAAUGGAACGGCUCACUUCCUGGAGCACAUGGCUUUUAAGGGCACGAAAAAAAGAUCUCAGCUGGACCUGGAGCUAGAGAUUGAGAACAUGGGCGCUCACCUUAACGCGUACACCUCGCGAGAACAAACGGUGUAUUACGCCAAGGCAUUCUCGAAAGACCUGCCGAGAGCGGUCGAGAUUCUUGCUGACAUCAUACAGAACAGCACCUUGGGGGAGGCCGAGAUUGAGCGGGAACGAGGCGUGAUCCUUCGGGAAAUGCAGGAAGUGGAGACCAACCUACAGGAAGUGGUCUUUGAUUAUCUUCACGCCACCGCUUACCAAAACACAGCCCUGGGACGGACGAUUUUAGGACCCACCGAGAACAUUAAGUCCAUUAACCGCAAUGAUUUGGUGGAAUAUAUAACAACGCAUUACAAAGGACCAAGAAUUGUGCUGGCGUCUGCAGGAGGAGUAGCUCAUGGGGAAUUGCUUGAGCUGGCAAAAUACCAUUUUGGCAACUUGCCGUCCAUUAAGAAAGAAAGCGCUCCGGUUUUGCCCCCUUGCCAGUUCACCGGCAGUGAAAUCCGAGUGCGAGACGAUAAAAUGCCUCUGGCCCACCUGGCCAUUGCGGUGGAAGCAGCUGGCUGGUGUCACCCAAACACCAUUCCUCUGAUGGUGGCCAACACGCUCAUUGGCAACUGGGAUCGCUCUUUCGGCGGGGGAAUGAACCUGUCCAGCAAGCUCGCCCAAGCUGCGUGUCACGGCAACCUUUGUCACAGCUUCCAGUCUUUCAACACGUGCUACACGGAUACAGGGCUGUGGGGUCUAUAUAUGGUUUGCGAAGGAGCCACUUUAGAGGAUAUGAUGCACUAUGUUCAGAGGGAAUGGAUACGUCUGUGCACCAGUGUUAACGAAAGUGAAGUAGCCCGGGCGAAGAAUCUCCUGAAGACAAAUAUGCUGUUACAACUAGACGGUUCCACUCCCAUUUGUGAAGACAUCGGACGGCAAAUGUUGUGUUACAAUCGCCGGAUCCCCAUUCCCGAACUGGAAGCAAGAAUCGAAGCCGUUAAUGCUCAGACAGUCAAGGAAGUAUGCACCAAGUACAUCUAUAAUAAGCGCCCCGCGGUUGCAGCAGUGGGGCCUCUUGAACAGCUCCCAGAUUACGACCGACUCUGCAGCGGCAUGUAUUGGCUUCGCGACUGAAAUCUUUCAGCGAGCUCUCUUGGGAGACUUAAGAAGACACUUCAGAAAUUUUGUGACAAUAGUUAAAACAUUCAGGACUAGAAGGGAUGGUUUUUAUUCCCUUUCCACCGAACGGCAGACUUUUUAAAAUAAAGUCAUCCUGAUCACCGCUUGGCUUUUCCGGGACAAGACGCCGCUGCUCCCCCGAUGAUCUGUUCGAUCGAACCGACAACGCAGGGAAAUCUAGAAAAAAAAAUAAAAAACCAAAACGGAA